AUCGCUUGUCACUUCGGAUCAUAUGAUGGUGUCGCCUCGUGGGUAGAAAUUCAACAGUAUCAGCAUAGUGAUCCCUGCCCAAAAAAAGUGUCAGCAUAGUGAGAAACUGCAGGAUCCAGGCAUCCAGUCUAACUUGCUCGGGGACUGAACUGCACCUACUAGAUACAAUCAUAGAUACCAUAAUAAUCGCAUUUGAUCCACAUACUGUUUUCUCUAUCAGUUCUGUCGCAUUUCUUUACAGGCUUGCGCAGGACAUUCCCAGCUCAAACUCCUGCACCCGAUCCAAAAUACCAGGCCCUUCUUUUCUCCUAGGACAUUUUUUUGCCAGCAAUUUAUUGUUAAUAAAGUAUAUUUGUGGAGCAACUGAAACGUAAAUGUUAAGUCGAAAUUGGUGUAUAGCCGAACCAAGAAAAUAAUACAGCACAGAAUACUCCACACCAGUCUCAUAGGAAUCACAUACGGAGUAUCAGAUUACCCGGGGCCUGUAACUGUUUGGAAUGACGCUGAUUUAUUAUACUCCCUCGUCCUAAAACUUAUCUAAGAUUUGUCAAAAUCUAGAUGUAUCCUGAUACUAUAUAUAUAGUGCCUAGAUACCUUUGAAUUUAGAUAAAUUUCAGACAACUUUCGUAGAAGGGAAGGGAGUACGUGAAGGGAGUACGUGACGGAAAUAUGUAUGGAGUGUGGGAAAUGCAUCUCAUAAUAUCUCAUACUGGGCUCGAGUUCCUUAGAGCAUCUCCACUCGUCUCCCCCAAAAGUUCCCUAUAAGCUCUUCGGCGCUAAAAAUCGCGCCCAGCUGCGGUCCCCAAAUAGUUUUUAACUGGUGCGGUCUAACUAUCAAUCCAGCGUCCCCAGAUCGAACCCACUAGAAAGGGAGGCUAGUGGGGGCAGCGGCGCGCCGCGUGUUGGCGUGAACGACGUGGGAAGAAGGCGUGGGAAACGCCUCCUGGAUGUGGACGCGCCCCAUUAAUUUUGGCGAAGUCAUCUUCCUCGCCUGCUCGCCUUCCGCGUCGGCGUUAAUGCUGCUCGUCUUCAGUGCAUGCUCGCCUUCAACAGUGACGUUAAUGCUUGCCAACGCCCCCGCGGCGCCAUAUAAACCCUUCGCACCGCUCCCUCGCUGCACAUUCUCGCCAGUGCCAUCCAAAACUGCCAUCCAAAACUUCUCCAGCACUGGCGCCCUCGCAUCUCCUCCAAAACUCCUCCAGCACCAGCGCCCUCGCCAUGGACCACCAAGAACAAGACGGCUUCGGCUGCCAUUGGCUUCAAGUCAUCGAGGCGCGCGCCCUCUGGAAUGCGCGCUACCUCGUCCCGCCGGACAUGCGCUGUCUGGGGGAUGGGUACUCAGCCACGGCAGCCUGCCGGUCCCGCCGGUGCCGACAGGGUCGGCGCGCGCCAUCGCCAUCUACGACCAUUUUUGGGGCCAGUUGAUGUCGGAGGAGCGCAACGACCCGCGCUGGUCCCCCGAUAAUGACCACGCCUGGACCGCCUUCUUCGAGCGCCAGUGCGAGGACCGCCUCGCUUCCUAUGAUGGCAACGGCGAUCCACCGGCGAACAACAACGCUAGUGGACAUCGGCGGUGGUGGAGGGCGACCGGGAGGACCCUCGCGUGGGUCCUCAGCUACAUCGCUGACGGGAACGACCCCCGUUGCAAAUGCCGCCACGGCAGUUGCAGCUAGCGCCCUCGCGAGGCAACGACCAGUGGGUGGCGCGGCGCCAGUCCUCCUCGUCAUCGCGCUCCUCCUCUUCGUGCUCCUCGGCGAGGUACUCGCCGUACAACACGCCGGCGCCACACUUCUUGGCAACGGUGAAGGACGAACCGGAGGAGGCUCCUACUGCUCGCAGGCGCCGCCAUGGCGGCGGUGACAUCGUUAUCCGCGAGCGACGCCAACCUUCUCCGCCGCACCAGCGAGAGUGGAUGCCACCACCAGAGUACAAGGUGGCGGCGUCCAUCGUCAAGGCGGAGGACGACCCCGAGGAGUUCCUGAGGCUGCGCCUCGCCCAACUCGAAUCGUUCCAGGCGACGGACGAGUUCGCCGAGGCCUGGAGCGCGGCCAAUCACCGCCGCACGGAGGAGGAGCACCACCGUCGCCUCGGCCUCGUCGUCAACUUGGACGACGACGACACUGGCCAGUCCAGCAGGCCGCGCAGGAGGCGUGGGGACGUCGGCCAGGGCUGUAGCUACCUCCCGCAGCCGAAGGAGGAGCCCAGCGACGAGGAGGACGACUCGGCGCCGACGUAGCUAGGGCGUGGUGGCAACGGCGGCGGUUACUAGUUUUUAGGUUUUUUUUUAAUGUCUAUAUUUUUAAAUUUGUACAAAUAUUAGGCAAGUAUGACCGAAUUAGCUAUGAAUCUACUAUUUCUGUAAAUUGUGUUACAUUUUGAAAAUUUAAAGUUUUUAAAUAUAGGAGCCGCAACUGGAGCCGCCAGCUCCUAGUUUUAUUUUACCGCCGAUGCUCCCGUAUGAGCACUAAAACAGCUACGUCGGGAGCCCAUACGGGAAGAACCAGUAGAUAUGCUCUUAGUCUCAUGCUAAUUCAGCUCUAGCAUCGGUUGCGAUGGAUUUGGAGCGAGUGCAUCCCACAUUCUUUGUGUUCCGGCGUAUGUAAAUGCUACCUCCAUCUAAAAUUAAUUAUUUUAGUUUUAUCUAGACUAGCAAAAGUGCCCGUGCGUUGCACCGGGAGGAAAAAAAGUCUCGAACACUCUAGUGAAUCAACGAUGAAAUAUGUUAUUUCAAGAUUAACUUGCGACCCUCUCGCUGCACCGACUUGUAAUACCGUAGACUGGUAAUGACUUUUUAAACGAUAAAAGGCUUCGAAGGACCAACUGUAUUAAAAAGAUGUGUGGCACAAUUUUAUAGAAAGCCCUAAGCGGAUCACGAAUAUGUACACAUAUGUCCUUGGUUUUUAAAAAUUGCACCCCAAAAUAAAUCGCGUUGGUCUGCGAAACACGAUCGAUUCCUUGUGCUCUGCCGCUAGGUGCAUUCGUUUCAAAGGCCGCGGGAGGGGAGGGGGCGGGGCGAAACCACUUGGGGCAUCGGAGACAGCGGGCGCCACCGCACCGGUGCUGAAGAAGAACCUCGCAUGUUGGACAAACCAAGUCGAGAUGACCAUACUUGAGCGUAGCUGGGCCAAGCCCAUGGCCUAAGAUAGCGGCGGCCUCUCACCGUCGUUUGGAAUUCGCUGCAGAAGUCACAGCCCCUCCACUGGUGAUAGCACGAUUUGAGGCAUGCCUACAGCGAACUGACAUGAAGUGCACGCGUAAAGGAUAAUUCAACGAACCAAACGAAUGUGCAUGGGCAAGUUAUUUUCGUUCCUAAUCAGAAUUUAGUGAGGGUAAAUUUUAGUUUCUGGUUUUAAGGAAAAAUAAUUUAAAAAUAAAUAACCCUAAAAUAGUAGGACCAGAAUUUAGUGUGGGUAAAUUUUAGUUUCUGGUUUUAGGAAAAAUCUCUACUAUAUUAAAAGGACGAAGUUGUUCUGUUUCCUCCGGUCACAGCUUUCGUCAAGCAUAUUUUCAAUAAGACCUUUUUACCCUCCCACCAAAACUAUUUUUUCAAGACAUCCGCUCCUCCGGUUUUCCUGUGCAUGAUUCCCGUCUCUGGCCCCGAUGCUGCAGGGAUCCUCGAAACCGCCGCCUCCUCUCCCGAUAUUGCCUCCCUACCCUAGGGUUUCGGCGCACCCAGCGUAGCAGGCUAGCAUAGAGAACGGUGUGGAUGAGUUGGCGAUGGUGUCCGGCCUCGGAGAAGCAGCUGCGUCGUAGAUAUCGCCGUGUGUGGAGGUGGAUGACCGACGGGCGGCCUGCUAGAUGGCAGCGGGAGCGGAUGUAUGCUAGCGGACAUCGCAUCGUCAACCCUGUCAGGUGCCGCCGGCGCAUCUCCCCGACCUCCACCAUCCACUGGACAAAGCACACCAACCAGGCCCACGACCUCCACGGAUCCACACCACCGCCGCGCCUGGGGAAAGCGGAGAAACGCGCAUGACUGACAAGAGGAGGCGACGAGCCAGAGUAGAGGGGGUGCACCGAUCCACGAUGGGUGUCCAAGUACCUCUGGUCGAGAUGGACGGAGGGCCGGCCGUGGAGAUGGAGAUGGAGAGGGCGAACGGGGAGCAGAGGGGGUGCGUCGCUCCACGAUGGUGGCCGUCUACCUCCUGUCCACUUCCCGGUGACCGCGCCACCGGAUCUCCACCCCUGCACUUCCCCGGCCAGAUCAAGCAGUUGUUCCUCCCCGAUCAGUUCGUCGAGUUCGAGAUGCAACCCGUCAGCCCCUCCUGCAGUUCCUUGCAGAACUAAUCCUCCGUGAGCUGCGGCCGUAGUCGCUCGGGUUCGUUCGGCCAUCAUUGAUGCAGAGAAGAAUUACAAGAGGCCGCUGCCUAGGUGGAGGGCUCCCACGUGACCAUGAAGGUACUACUCCUAAGUCUGCUAGAUUCAUUCGUAUUACGAGAGACACCUGCCAAAUGCCAACAUGACUCCUUGAUGAACAUGUAGAUGAUGUAGACUGGUAAUGGCAUGCAUUGUGCACUAAUAGAUUGGCAUAUAUAUACAUGUACCGGUUGAUUAAUUGGUAGAUGACUUUUUCCCAUUCUAUGCACGCCAUACAAAGUAAUUGACUGAUUCAUAUUGAAAGAUGACUUAUGUGAGGUUCAGGUUGUUGAAG
This is a messenger RNA of Lolium perenne, 4648 nucleotides long. RefSeq lists its product as uncharacterized. The record is from RefSeq and is a predicted model, not a curated record. NCBI's taxonomy places the organism in Eukaryota, Viridiplantae, Streptophyta, Magnoliopsida, Poales, Poaceae.